Apiotrichum porosum is the source of this 1173-nucleotide messenger RNA. RefSeq lists its product as uncharacterized. The record is from RefSeq and is a predicted model, not a curated record. NCBI's taxonomy places the organism in Eukaryota, Fungi, Basidiomycota, Tremellomycetes, Trichosporonales, Trichosporonaceae. The transcript is spliced from 13 exons. The coding region runs from base 1 to 1173 and encodes 390 amino acids.
AUGUCAUCGGUCUCACCUAUUCUGCACGCUCUUCGCUGGAAUCCCAACGACCCGCUUGAAGUUCAGGCAGACGAGGUCUUUGCCCCGACCAAGAUGUUCUCGCUCGCGUGCCUUCUUGUCGGCCUCGUGAUCAACUGCUUCAAUCUUGGCAUCUACACCAUGAUGUUGUUCACUUAUCUCAAGCGCAAACAACGCGACCGUCUUUGGAUCCAACUCAUUCUGUCUGCCACAACGAUCUUGAACGUCGCUGUCGUUGUCUACUGGAUCUACUGGAUGUGGUACCUCUUUGUGAAGAACUUUGGGCUGUCCUGGUUCCCAGUCAUGGAUGCUCUGGCGUCAAGCAUCGUCCAGAGUUUCUUCGCUUAUCGCGCUUGGCGUCUCAAUAACCGGAACUGGUGGAUUGCUGGUAUUUCAGCUGUCCUCAUCACCGGAUCCUUUGUCGGCGCCAUGUACAACCAUUUCCUCUACCUGACAGUCGCCUCAGAGCUCGAAGCCCAUAAAAUCCGUGUCCCCGUUUUCAUUUGGAUCUCAUGUCUCUUGGCUGCCGACAUUCUGAUUACUGUCACCAUCGCGUACGGUCUCUACAAAACCCGUACGGGUUGGUCCUACACGGACAAGAUGAUCACCAAGCUGGUCAGGAUGUGUUUCCUCACUCAGCUUCCACCUACUUUGCUCACGAUCUUCUUCAUCUGCGAAUACAUCAUCCAACCCUGGUCUUUCCUCGGUCCAUUGAUUAUCGGUGUUCAGACGUCGUUGUACGCCAUCGGAUUGCUCUAUUCCCUCAACUCGCGCUUCAAAUUGGCGCCCACCAACGUCACGCUGGGCAAUACCACCACCGGUGGCGGACCCGCUACCGGAGAUCAAGCUAUCCAGGUCGAUGUCACCACUGACGUGUUCGAGACGUACAAGGCGCGCAAGUCGAACAAGUCCAUCAACCGUCCUGGGGUCCUGGACAAGACUGGCAGCCUGUCCGAGGCCGAGAUGGGUUUCAGCCACGCCGGCAUUCCCGGCCUGGACACCAUCCCUGACAUGGAAGAGGAGAAGGCCGAGACGACGCUUGUCAACGACGCUAGCACAAAGAGUCUCGACCGUGAUGCCGACGUCCAUGUCUUGGAGGUCAGUACCUCGGGGUCGGACAACACCAGUGCGCACGCUGCCUCUGACAGGCUGUAA